AUGCCUAAACCGUCCGCAAAGUAUCACUCCGCAUCCGAGCAGCCAGCCAAACGCGAUUUCGAGCUGUGCAAAGUUGUGUUUGGGGCAGCAAUAAGCCAGAUUUUAUAUGCCAGGAAAGUCCUACGGACUCAAUCGCUUCCUGGGGAUCAUGGGCCUCUUCACUGGACUUUGGCAUUCCAUUCCACGGACCGGCCUGAUGACCGUCCCAUCGGUGUCUGGAAGUUUGAUCGCACAGAUUUCGACGACGCCAAUUUCGGUCUCCAGCAACAACAUGGAUAUGCGGUUAUGCCGUUAACCCCAGUCGAGACCGAAGAUGUCAUCCUUGAGACGAGCCCAGAACCGGAACUGCAGAUGGGCUUUUCAGGCCACCUAAAGCUGGCCCAGGCAGCCUCCACCGAAAGAAAACGAAAAAGAGUAAUCAAUCCUAACGCAAGAAACGACAAAAACCCGAGUCCUUCUCGUCGGCGUCCACGAGCAGCGCAACUCUCUCCACCUUUGACACUCAACUCGAGUAGGAAUGCGUCGAAAAACGUCGCGGUAGACAAGAGCAUGGAAAUGGAAGGGGGUGUAAACCCGAAUGACGGACCGUUUCGGGGCACCGAAGGCACCCACGGCCCCAGUUCACGUAAAGGACUAGUCACGAAAAGAAAGCCGAAGCGGCCCGUGCAACUCUUCGAAAACGCUGCGUCGAGUUUACCCGCGACACAAAUUAUCAGCCAGAGCCAAUCCUUGAGUCAGAGAACUCAGGGAACAAGAGAUAACCAAGUCCAUACGAUCGAGACCAAAUCUGCCGAUCAGGGGUGGUUUAUGGGAAGUGAGCUGCGCUCAUCGUCCCCUGGCCCGUUUGAUCCGCACAGAUUACUCGACGGGAUUUCUCUAUCGCCUGCGCCCAUAUCUGUAAUGCAGUUCCCCCACGCCUCUCUCCCAUCCCUCCCCGCCCGACAUCCGGACUCCCAAUAUGACACACGCCAAGAGACACCGGAAGAUGAGUUUAGAGGCGCACUUCGACUUGGGCCGGCAUCUGGUGACACCAGGGCUUACCGUGGGAUGAGCCAAUGGCAAACGCAAACGUCGCUGCCGGCACCAGCAAACAUUCUCGGGAUCACGAUCAGCGACGACGAAGAACCUGCCGAGGCGCCUUUGGAAAAUCCAAGGACUCUAGCUCAGUCGACAAACGAACAGGACGAUCAGGCCGGAAUCAGCUAUAGCUUUUCCCCGAAUACAGUUUCCCGACGGAAAUCACUUUUUGAUGACCUCCCCGGCAGCAGCGACAGUGAGAUUUGA
Chaetomium globosum CBS 148.51 is the source of this 1284-nucleotide messenger RNA. RefSeq lists its product as uncharacterized. Bases 1 to 1284 code for a protein of 427 amino acids. The record is from RefSeq and is a predicted model, not a curated record. NCBI's taxonomy places the organism in Eukaryota, Fungi, Ascomycota, Sordariomycetes, Sordariales, Chaetomiaceae. The transcript has 6 exons.